AUGUCACCUCUACUAAUGCAUGCUUCAAAUUCAUCAGUGCCAAUGGAACCAUUAGAUGAUUUGGAUGAAACAGCUUCGGAAUCAAAUGAUGGCACAGAACAUACGACUGCAACUACUGCUACUCCUGGAAAGGAAUUGGUGACGUGGUUAGCGGCACAGCCAAAGCUUAAUGCACGAUCCAAAAGUGGUUAUAUCUUAUUUUCGGCUGAAGUUCGGAAAAAGGUGAUGCAGGAAAAUCCAGAAGCUGGUUUUGGUGAAGUUAGCAAAAUUGUAGGCAUUGAGUGGAAGAAACUGUCAGAAGAACAGAAAAAGCAGUAUGAAAUUAGAGCAGAAUAUAUUGCAAAUGAACGGGCGAAACAAGAGGCACGUGAGCCUCCUAAUAUGCGAAUUUUG
This is a messenger RNA of Loa loa (African eye worm), 393 nucleotides long. RefSeq lists its product as hypothetical. The annotation marks the transcript as partial. The record is from RefSeq and is a predicted model, not a curated record. The transcript is spliced from 3 exons. Lineage: Eukaryota; Metazoa; Nematoda; Chromadorea; Rhabditida; Onchocercidae.